Molecule: messenger RNA, 1857 nt
Organism: Pipistrellus kuhlii (Kuhl's pipistrelle)
Lineage: Eukaryota; Metazoa; Chordata; Mammalia; Chiroptera; Vespertilionidae
Gene: NEUROG1
Product: neurogenin 1
Exons: 1
Coding region: 417-1160 (247 amino acids)
Molecular function (GO): protein dimerization activity
Source: RefSeq, a predicted model, not a curated record
CCCGCGAGCAUAAAUUAUGCAAAUACCCGGGCGCCGCACGGGGCUGACCUGCCGCCUCGCUCCAUUCACGGGGGCUGCCUCGGGGACGAAGGUGGCCGGGGAGGGGGGCGCCUAUUGUUGUGCCGGAUACUUAAGGGGUCCUGAGGCCAGUCGUGUGCCACACUCGUACUCACACGAGCUGAUCUGAUUGCCGGCGAGAUCACUCGGGAGACCGGCUGGAGCGUGGCCCCGGCAGGCGAGGCGAGGAGAAAAGGCCAAGUUCCAGCGCGCCCUUCCAGGCCUUCGUGCCCGCAGCGGGCACCGUGUAAGCCCGGGCCGUUCGGAAAGUAAGUGUGCCCCAACGGUCCUGCCCUCAGCCCGAGGUCCUGCCCUCUAAGCGCUCCCUUAUCUGUCCGUCGGUCCUGCCCGACGCCGAGAUGCCAGCCCCUCUGGAGACCUGCCUCUCAGACCUCGACUGCGCCAGCAGCAGCAGCAGCAGCAGCAGCAGCGACCUGUCCGGAUUCCUCACGGACGAAGAGGACUGUGCCAGGCUCCAACAGUCAGCCCCCGCCUCAGCGCCGCCUGUGCCGGCGCACAGGGGCGCCCCCGGGGUUCCCGGAGUGUCAGACACUCCCCGGGCGCAGGAGGACGAGCAGGAGCGGCGGCGGCGCAGGGGCCGCGCCCGGGUGCGCUCCGAGGCGCUGCUGCACUCGCUUCGCAGGAGCCGGCGCGUCAAGGCCAACGACCGCGAGCGCAACCGCAUGCACAACUUGAACGCAGCGCUUGAUGCGCUGCGCAGCGUGCUGCCCUCCUUCCCCGACGACACCAAGCUCACCAAGAUCGAGACGCUGCGCUUCGCCUACAACUACAUCUGGGCUCUGGCCGAGACUCUGCGCCUGGCAGACCAGGGGCUGCCCGGAGGCGGUGCCCGAGAGCGCCUCCUGCCGCCACAGUGCGCCCCCUGCCUGCCAGGGCCCCCGAGCCCCGCCAGCGACGCUGAGUCCUGGGGCUCUGGUGCUGCCGCCUCCCCAUGUGCUGCCGCCUCCUCACCACUAUCUGACCCCAGUAGCCCUGCCACUUCCGAAGACUUCUCCUAUAGUCUUGGCGACCCCCUUUUCUCCUUCCCCAGCCUGCCCAAAGACUUGCUCCGAACAACGCCCUGUUUCAUCCCUUACCACUAGGCCCCUUUGGACACCUUUACCUCUCCCUUCCCCCCAGGCAACAGGCAGUAGUAGUAGAUGGGGCCCCAGCUGAGGCCUCGGGACCCCCAGUCUAGGCGGAGGGAGGAAGCGGGAGCUUUAAAGGGAUGGAGGAUACCUGAGCCGCUUGUUAGGUCGCUGCACCCUCGCCACGGCUUCCCCUUGGUCUGUUUUCUCCAGCCCUCAGCCCGGGGCCCCUCCUGCCUGCCCCCAGACAGCCUUCCCUUUUGCACUUUCUGAACUCCACAAAACCUCCUUUGUGGCAGGCUCAGAGCUGACCCCAGCCACCACUUCAGUGUGAUUUAGAAAAGGGACAGAUCAGCCCCUGAAGACGAGGUGAAAAGUCAAUUUUACAAUUUGUAGAACUCUAAUGAAGAAAAACGAGCAUGAAAAUUCGGUUUGAGCCGGCUGACAAUACAAUGAAAAGGCUUAAAAAGGAGAGACAAGGAGUGGGCUUCAUGCAUUAUGGAUCCCGACCCCCACCACUGCAGGCUUGGUUUAGGAAGAACCCAAGACUCUUGCCUCGGUAGCUAUUCAGGCACUGGGCUGGAGAGUACUUUAAUUUAUUCAAGAUGCUUCAUUCAUAUGAAAAUGUAUUUUUGUACAUAAAGAGUUUAUUCUAUUAUAAUGAGUUAUCAAAGUUUACAUUUUUGUACUGCAGGUGUUUGUGUAAAUAAAA